UCUCAGAUGCACGAAUUUCCAGGUACAAAUCAAAGUUCCUGUCAGAACAAGCAGGCGUUCAAGAGAUGCAGAGAUUCAAAGGCAUUUCCAACUGUGUAUGGCAAUCCAACACUCCCCCUCAACUUCUCACAGCAACCUUGCACUUGGACGGGUGAUGAGAAGGCUGCUAUUGUAUGCUGUUGGGGAGGUCCAAGAGGCCACAGUGCAAGCACUAGAAAGAGUGCCAACACACACUUCCCGAGGACACAGGAACCACUGGGCUGGGACACCUUGUGAGUGAGGAAGCUCCUGCCAGAGGACAGUUGGGGACAAGGUCUCCCUGGGUCGCUUUAGCUGGUCUGGAACUAUGCGAGCCACUCGGACUUGGAACUUGUGGACCCUCCUGCCGCUGCCUCCCAGGAAUGUGAUCACCACUACCUCUGGCUUCCUAGGCUUUUGGAAGGACUGCCCUGCUUUGAAUUAGAUACCUUACCUUCAAGACGCUGGGAAUAAUUUCCGUCCACCUCACCCAGGGACCCUACGCUGGCUUUUCUGCCACCACCCAGGGCCUCAGUUUCCUCCUCCAAGGAGACCUGACCGAGGUGGGGGAGAGGGGGGGAGGGACACUUACGGCAGGCUGUCAGCCUCUUAGCCUUUCGGCCUCCCGCUGAGUCUGCCCACCCAACCUUUGCUCUCACCUCCUAGUCACCGGCUCAGGCAUACCAACCCCAUCCCAGGGUGAGUCCAAACAAAGGCCGGUCUCGGGGGACCCGCUCCAGCCGACUCUAAGAUCAGCUUAACUGGGCGGCUGGUGGAGCCUUUGGAGAGAGAGUACGGCCAGAAAUCCGGAGACCUUCGCCGGCCUCUUGAGCUCCCCACAAAAGCUUAUCUUGCACGAUCCCUCUAGACACAGGGGAAGGGGCGUCCUCAGCCACUUCCUUGCUUCCGUAACCCCCCUCCCAUUCUUUUCCCAGGCCGUGGGAUGCAAAGGGUUAAAUCCCAUAGAGCUGAUGUUCUGACUCCAGGCUAGAGGGGCCCGGGAAGCUGGGGUCACUUCCUGCUCCGUCCCAGUCACCCUGAACUGGUCCCCGGGUCCUCAGCCUGGAAUCACCCCUUGAGAAGGACCCCAGAGUUCUCGACAUCCAGCCCGUCCCCCGAGGCAGGGCACUUAGGGGUUAAGUCCCCUGGGGCUGGACUCAGCCUUCCGGCUAUUCCCAGACCCUAGAGCCAGUCCCUGGAACCCUCACAGCCCGGAGCUCUGGGAUGGAGCCUGAGACAGUGCUGUGGGGCCCAGAUCUGCAGGAUCCGGAAGAGAGCCAGAACAAUGCUCACAGAGGUGCCGAAAGUGGGAAUGAAGAGGAGAGCCCUCAGCAGGACAGUUCUGGGGAGGAGGUCAUCUUGGGCGAUCCAGCUCAGAGCCCAGAAUCCAAGGAUCCGCCAGAGUUGACCCUGGGGAGCCCCUCCCAGGAUGCCUCAGCCCCUCAGCAUUCCCCAGCCCCACUGGGUUCUUCCAGCCCCUUAGACCACCAGACCCCUGAGGUAGUCCCUUCCCCAUCCGAGUGGACCAAGGCCUGUGAGACCAACUGGCAGUGGGGAACCCUCACCCCCUGGAACAGCACGCCGGUCGUCACCGCUAGCGAGCCCAGCCUGCGGGAGCUGGUGCAGGGCCGCCCGGCCGGGGCCGAGAAGCCGUACAUCUGCAACGAGUGCGGCAAGAGCUUCAGCCAGUGGUCCAAGCUGCUGCGGCACCAGCGCAUCCACACGGGCGAGCGGCCCAACACGUGCUCCGAGUGCGGCAAGAGCUUCACGCAGAGCUCGCACCUGGUGCAGCACCAGCGCACGCACACGGGCGAGAAGCCCUACAAGUGCCCGGACUGCGGCAAGUGCUUCAGCUGGAGCUCCAACCUGGUGCAGCACCAGCGCACGCACACGGGCGAGAAGCCCUACAAGUGCACCGAGUGCGAGAAGGCCUUCACGCAGAGCACCAACCUCAUCAAGCACCAGCGCUCGCACACCGGCGAGAAGCCCUACAAGUGCGGCGAGUGCCGGCGCGCCUUCUACCGCAGCUCCGACCUCAUCCAGCACCAGGCCACGCACACCGGCGAGAAGCCCUACAAGUGCCCCGAGUGCGGCAAGCGCUUCGGUCAGAACCACAACCUGCUCAAGCACCAGAAGAUCCACGCCGGGGAGAAGCCGUACCGCUGCACCGAGUGCGGCAAGAGCUUCAUCCAGAGCUCCGAACUGACGCAGCACCAGCGCACGCACACCGGCGAGAAGCCCUACGAGUGCCUGGAGUGCGGCAAGAGCUUCGGCCACAGCUCCACGCUCAUCAAGCACCAGCGCACGCACCUGCGCGAGGACCCCUUCAAGUGCCCCGUGUGCGGCAAGACCUUCACGCUGAGCGCCACGCUGCUGCGCCACCAGCGCACGCACACGGGCGAGCGGCCCUACAAGUGCCCCGAGUGCGGCAAGAGCUUCAGCGUCAGCUCCAACCUCAUCAACCACCAGCGCAUCCACCGCGGCGAGCGGCCCUACAUCUGCGCCGACUGCGGCAAGAGCUUCAUCAUGAGCUCCACCCUCAUCCGCCACCAGCGCAUCCACACGGGCGAGAAGCCCUACAAGUGCCCGGACUGCGGCAAGAGCUUCAUCCGCAGCUCGCACCUCAUCCAGCACCGCCGCACGCACACGGGCGAGAAGCCCUACAAGUGCCCCGAGUGCGGCAAGAGCUUCAGCCAGAGCUCCAACCUCAUCACGCACGUGCGCACGCACAUGGACGAGAACCUGUUCGUGUGCCCCGACUGCGGCAAGGCCUUCCUGGAGGCCCAGGAGCUGGAGCAGCACCGCGCGAUCCACGAGAGGGGCAAGACGCCCGCCCGGAGGCCGCAGGGGGACAGCCUGCUGGGGCUCGGGGACCCCGCCCUCCUCACUCCGCCGCCGGGAGCCAAACCCCACAAGUGUCUGGUCUGUGGAAAGGGCUUCAACGACGAAGGGAUCUUCAUGCAGCACCAGAGGAUCCACAUCGGGGAAAACCCCUACAAAAACGCAGACGGUCUAGCACACCCGGCCCCCAAGCCCCCCCAGUUCCGCUCCCCCCGGCUCCCCUUUGGAGGCAACUCACACCCGGGUGCUUCGGAGGGCAGAGCUGACCCCCCAGGACAGCCCUUGAAAGCCCCGGAGGCUCAGGAGGGCUUCAGCCAAAGGCUGGGUCAGCUCUCUUCCAAGCGCUAUGUUUGCUCCCACUGUGGGGAGAGCUUCCUCGACAGGGCCGUGCUCCUGCAGCACAAGCUCACGCACGCCAACGAAAAGCCCUUUCUCUUUCCCGAGGGUAGGACUGGCCUUGGCGAAGGGGCGGAAGCCAGCCCCUUCCUAAGCGGGAAGCCCUUCAAAUGCCCAGAAUGCAAAAAAAGCUUUGGCCUCAGCUCGGAGCUGCUGCAGCACCAGAAGGUCCAUGCAGGUGGGAAAUCCCAGAAGAGCUCGGAGCUGGGGAAGAGCUCCUCCGUCCUGUUGGAGCAUCUCAGGAGCCCCUUGGGGGCCAGACCCUACAGCUGCUCUGAUUGUGGGGCCUCCUUCCCGGAUCGACUAGCUCUUACACGACACCAGGAAACCCACACUCACGAAAGGUCCCCCACUCCUGAAGACCCCCCUUCAGAGUCAGCCGCCUUGUCCACGAACCAGGAAGAUGAGGUAGAGGCCUCUAGCCCCCCAAAGAGCAGCAGCCACAGGGAGGAGGAAAGCCCUAAAACUCUCUCGGAGAAAAAGCCCUAUCUGUGCCCUGAAUGUGGCGAUGGCUUCACAGAAGUUGCAGCGCUCCUCCUCCACAGGAGCUGUCACCCCGGCAUCUCCCUGUGAAGUAGGUCUGGUGACCAGGGACCUCUCUCCUGAGAAACUCUGGGGAAAGGAGACCAACCCCAUCAGACCAUAGAGAAGUAGAGGGUCAGGAACCCUGGGAAGAAAUAGUGUGUUUGCAUCAGCAAUGAAACGCCUAUGAGAUUGUGGGUGAGAAUCACUUAUAAGCCGUAGAGAAAAACUGGGUUAGAAGCCCUAUAAAUAUGUAGGAAGAAAAGCCCUUUAUGUCUGUAGCAGAGAAUCCUAUAAACCAUAGUGGGUAAAAGCCCUAUUAAGCGUAGGAAGAGGUUCUAACAUGUCUCUAGACAACCCCAUAAAACUGUAUCAAACCCUUAUCAGAAUCCUCGGGUGGGGGUGGUGUUAGGAGUACAGCUCAGCACUGACUUGUGAGGUGACCCUCAGAUGACAGAGGAAACCCCUGAAGUCUUCCUAGUAUACCCUCCUGGCAGCCGUGGACAGAGGAAAGGGCUCAGAGGGGAAGUCAUACAGGAAUGCAAUAGAACUAGGAAAAGAAAGACUGGGGAGGGACUGCCAAGCUCCUUCCAAACUCACCAAUGAGACAAAGUCUGUCUCGUGACACCGGGGGUGCUUUGGGGGUGUGAGGCCAAUCUUAGGUGAAUUGUAUGUACUAGGGGAAGACUGGGGGUCCCUUAUCAAUAAGAGCCCCCCAAGUAGGAAAGAAAAAAAAUGACAAGCCAUUUUAAAGGCUGGGGUUUGGGGUAUUAAAAAAAAAAAAAGAAGCCUCAAGUGAAAGAAUACUGAGAAAAUGGUGAGAAAGCACCUCAAAUAUUAGGGGAAAGUUACGUGUGUUCGAAGGGAAGCAAACCAAGGUGGAGAAACUGCGAAGCCAGCCAGUUUCUCCUGUUUCCGGGGGGCUUGUUAAACUCCAAGUGCAGGCAGAUCCCAGUUCACGCCGUUAGGGUUCUCCUCAGACAAGGCAGGACCAGCCUUUCCCCAGCCCAGCUGGAAGUGUCUCCUCUGAGAGGCCUCUGGGGUUGCAGGGGGCCUCUGCCACAUUCUCAGGUCUCACAGGUUUUACCUGAAAACUAACUGCCACGAGUCUUACUGCAGUGGCAACCUGUUUCCUCGGAUUCUGUCCCCAGUGGAGAGAACCACUCGCUGCUAGUCAACUUCCAAAGAAUAAAUCCCUUCAGAGAUCCAAGGCUUGUAUGUGCUUGCCCUCCCUAGACUUCUGCAAGUCCACGAGAGCCACUCGUGGGUUCUCUGGUGACGAGGGAUGGCAAGACAACAGAAUACACAGCUUUGCUCUACCAGCACAUGACCUAAACCUCAGCCUUUUGUGUGAACUCCAUGUAAGGCCGCCCGCAGGACCAGCCAGGCUGCACCCGGCGGAUGUCCUGACACAGCACAGACUGGACCACAGUCCUGAAGAGGCAACGGAAACUUGAUUUACCUUCUCCAUCCCCAGCACCUGGAGGCCUCUGAGACAGGGUGGCUGAAUGUGAUUUUGGCUUGGGGAAAGGACAGAUUCCACCUGACCCCUUUGGCCCCUCUCUCCUUAGCCAGAAACCGUUGAAGGGAAAGGGAAGGAUAAGAAACGCUCUCCCCUACCAGGCCUGAAUCCUCCUCAGACACUACAGGCAAAAGAUUUCAUUAAUCCAGCCAAGCCUGCUCACGUGACUGGAGCUGUGGGAUGGAGCAGAGACAGUUGAAGGAAAACUGUGGAGGGAAGCAUCUGUAACAAAGACCCUUAUGGAUAGGGAGGACUCUCCUCGGGGCCUGGGUUGUGGAGGGGGUGUCCUCAGCCUGGUGCAAGCAUUAGGGACACGCUGUCCAGGGUAGGCCUGAGGCGCCAAGUGAUGUGCCCGGCAGAGUGACCCGGAUGCCUACAAAGCUGUGGGAAGAGACCUCCAAUCCCGUUACCUAAAAGCUAAAAAGGUAGGGACCCCCAUCAUCAUCCUUCAUCUAUCCUGUCCCCAAAGGGAUGACCUCAGAAUUUAAAGGACCAAAAUCUAGAAUACUAGGAGAAGGAUGCCAGGCCUCCUGGGGAGAAAGAAAAGGCAGAUCUUAUGCAGUUACAGAGAGGGCCUUGCUGGAGUCCCAAGCACCAGGUAGGGGAGCACCUUUGAGACUGGGAGGAGCCUGGCUUUCUAGCGACAGAAAUGUUGAUAAGGGAGUAUCCCUCUAAAAUGGAGUAGUCACUCUCGUAAGUAUAAUUGACUUGUCCCCUUCUAAGAUGGUAGCAGAAAGUAGGGAAAAAUCCUUUGUGAAACUAGGAGCAGACUCCCUCGGACAUAGGUCUGAGUGUCAUCGAUGCUGGGGGCAGGUGGUCGUCGUAGUCAUGGCUGACUGUAGGCUAUGGAGGGCCGAGAUGUAGCAUAGGUAAUAGGAUGCUCGCAUGUUCUGAAGACAUGUGAAGGCUCUGGUCUUGACUCCAGCACUGAGGGGACCAUGUAGAUAGAUGGUGGACCGGGCUUCCCAGUAGGAUAAGGGCAGAGCAGAGACCUUGUGGUGAGACCUGUUCUCGUGGCCAUCUCCCUCUCAGGUCCAGCUACAGCAUAGGACACUCUUGCAGGGCCCAGGGUCCCUCUAGCUGGCUCAGGAAAAGGUCCACCAGAAUUAAGUCUGGAAGGCAUAAAGGAGCCAGUUCCAUUCUGGGCCUGGAGCCCUGUCAGUGCCUCUAGGGAAGAGCCUAGCAACCAUGGGCAAAGGAGUGCAAGCAAGGAGAGGGGCGGAGCUGAUCUGCACUAAAGGGACACUUAGAACUGACGUUGAAUAGAUAGGAACUCGUACAGGACCUGGGUAUGAAUCAUGAACCAGGGAGAGGACUUGAAACCAUCAUGACCCCAUCCUCCCCAGUCUGAAGUGAGUGGCUCCCAGAAGCCUUUGCCCCCACAAAGGAAGCCAAGACCUGCCCACCUGACUUGUCUCCAUGGAGUGAACGGAAGUCCUAUUUUUGAGUGUUGUGUGUCAGUAACAGUGUUGUGUCCCCAGUGGUCAUGUUGAAUAGUUGAAGAGAAUAAAGGGAGUAAGAUUUC
Messenger RNA from Meriones unguiculatus (Mongolian gerbil), 6824 nucleotides. It is a transcript of the gene Znf629, whose product is annotated as zinc finger protein 629. The transcript is spliced from 6 exons. The record is from RefSeq and is a predicted model, not a curated record. NCBI's taxonomy places the organism in Eukaryota, Metazoa, Chordata, Mammalia, Rodentia, Muridae. The coding region runs from base 1243 to 3828 and encodes 861 amino acids.